Melanotaenia boesemani (Boeseman's rainbowfish) is the source of this 1562-nucleotide messenger RNA. It is a transcript of the gene tekt4, whose product is annotated as tektin 4. Gene Ontology annotation, cellular component: sperm flagellum; microtubule cytoskeleton; nucleus. Gene Ontology annotation, biological process: cilium assembly; cilium movement involved in cell motility. Bases 24 to 1358 code for a protein of 444 amino acids. The transcript is spliced from 7 exons. NCBI's taxonomy places the organism in Eukaryota, Metazoa, Chordata, Actinopteri, Atheriniformes, Melanotaeniidae. The record is from RefSeq and is a predicted model, not a curated record.
UCUGCAGAGCUCAUAGGCUGAAAAUGAGUUAUGAAGUUAUAGUGCCGCGACCGCACCAUGACAGCAGAGCUGUGGCUCAAAGAGUCCAAGAGAAAAGUUCACCCGCAGAGCUGGAUGUCCCGCAGCCGUCCUCAGGCUCAGCCACCGCGGGGUACCGCUCAGCGAAGUACACCCCGGCUGAGUGGUUCUCCAGCUACAACACCAUCCUGGAUCAGGCCGGUACCGACCGUCACGAAGCCGAGAGCAUCCAGCGACAGUCCAGAACUUUGAGCCAGGACACCGGGAGAGCCACUUCGAAGACCCAGGCUGAUGGAACACGUCUUCUGGGAGAGAGACUACAAGAGAUCCACUACUGGAAGUCUGAGCUGCAGCGGCACAUCGAGCAGCUGCAGGCCGACACAGACGCACUGCUGGCCCUGAAGACGCGGCUGGAGAAGGCUCUGGAUGCCACCGAGACUCCCUACGCCAUCGCCACCGAUAAUCUGACCUGCAGGGCGAGGAGGCUGGGACCGGACCUGGUCCGAGACACCGUGGAGGAGGAGCUGUUAAAGGAAGUGGACUUGAUCAGGAACAUCCAGGCUCUACUGAAGAGAACGACAGCUCAGGUUGUCACUCAGAUCAAGUUGAACAGAGAGGCCAAGCAGACGUUAGAACUGGACUGGUCUGAUAAGUACCAGGCCUACAGCCUCGAUGACCACAGUGGGAGACACAAUAACAUGAGUCCUGAUACACAGCAGCACCCCAGCUCAGCCACCAUGCAGGAGCAGGUGUGUAACCCCUCAUCGUGGACAAAGUUUACACAGGACAACCUGACCAAGGCCCUGGAGGAGGAACAGGCCACCACCCGUCUCAGGGGGUUGGUGGAGCAAAUGCUGCAGGACACAACUGAAGAUCUGAGAGUUCAGUGCUUCAUUGUGGAUCAAGCCUUCAACCAGCGCUGUGUGGAGCUUAUUGAUGCCAAAACCCAGCUGGAGAUGAAGCUCAGUCAGAUUUUGGAGCAAAUUGGAGCCCAAGAGAAGAACAUUGUGGCUUUGCAGCAAGCCAUCGACAACAAAGAGGCUCCUCUUAGAGUAGCUCAGUCCAGGCUGUACCGCCGCUCUCUCAGACCCAACAUGGAGCUCUGCAGGGAUCAACCUCAACUCAGUUUGGAAGAAGAAGUGAGGCAGAUUGAUGCCUCUGUGGCAUCUCUGAACCAGAAGCUGAGCGAGGCCAGAAGCUCCCUGUCCCACUUGGAGGAGUCUCGGAUGGCACUUGAGAAGGACAUAAACUGUAAAACAAACUCAUUAUUCAUCGAUAGGGAAAAGUGUAUGACUCACCGCAAACGAUACCCAACCAUCUCAGCACUGUCAGGAUACUGAACUCAAUAACUUUCUUGUGUCUGUUGAGUUAGUUUUGGUUUUGUUAUUAUUGUAACUUUAAGACUUGUGAUGGUUUUGGCUCCUUGCCUUGUGUUGGCGUGAUCAGAGUGAACAUAAAAAGCCUGAAACAUAACAGUGAAGAACAUUUACUUCCUCGCCUUCUGCUUUUCAUGCUUCAGCUGUUUUUAUGGAGAUCCUGACAUC